This is a messenger RNA of Colletotrichum tamarilloi, 465 nucleotides long. RefSeq lists its product as uncharacterized. The transcript has a single exon. The record is from RefSeq and is a predicted model, not a curated record. Bases 1 to 465 code for a protein of 154 amino acids. Lineage: Eukaryota; Fungi; Ascomycota; Sordariomycetes; Glomerellales; Glomerellaceae.
AUGUUGGUGGUUGCACAAGACAGGGCAGAGCUGGCAGGAUCCGACAAGGCCAACGUAAGGCGGGAAUGCUGCCAUGCCAUACUUCAUCCUGCAGUAUGGACCCGGGAGUACAAGACAAGGCAGCCAUCGAGGUUAUUCUUGCCUGUGGCGCGUGGGUGUGUGCUAAAAUCCUGCUGCCCGGGAGGAAGAAUUCAAGAUUACCAAAGACGGGACGAGGAGAUUGUUUCGUCAAACGGGGUGCCAUUGAUGAUCCAACGGGCGAGGCAAUACAAGAAAAUAAAAGGACGAGACAUCGGAAACAAUACGCACGCAGCCCCUGAGGGGGCAAAUGAGGUGGAAACAUGGCGAGAUACGCAGCGGACGACUGUGCCACAGGCGAGACAGAGAGAGAGAGAGAGAGAGCCACUUGAGGACUUUGGGCCCUGGGGGAUGAGGGACAUGGGCCCGGUCUGGCGCGUGUGUUGA